Molecule: messenger RNA, 267 nt
Organism: Mesorhabditis spiculigera
Lineage: Eukaryota; Metazoa; Nematoda; Chromadorea; Rhabditida; Rhabditidae
Source: the annotation of a GenBank genome assembly
AUGUACGAGAUGAACAACAAAAUGUUUUGCAUCAAAGCUCGGCAGGGUACUGGUACCUGCGGGGGGGACUCCGGUGCUGCCGCAGCUACCUUCGUCACUCGGCAGGGAAAAGGAUUUUGGGUUCAGCUCGGCGUAAUGAGCCAAACCCUAGACCUGAACUGCACCUACGACGUGGCUGCAAAAAUGCUGGCCCACGAUCCGUCGCAGCACUGCAACUUCUUCAAAUAUAACAGCGGACUUGACAUUUGUGUCGAUGUGCCCCCGAAG